AUUACGGGUUAUAAUCCAGUUGUUACACAUUUUGUUGAACUUAGAAACCGAAAACUGUGGAAAACCUCUGCGCUUUGUUGCAUUUGCAUUGGAGUGAUGAGUGUGGUCGAGUGCGCAUCGAGUGAAUGAAUGAGCGUCGUGCAGGCAAAUUUGCAAUUGGUCAAAAUAAAAUCAAAACAAAAAACUGAAACAAAUGUCAAAACCGAUUCUAGGGGAAAAAAGUAUUGAAAAUUAAAAAACAAAAAAUAAUUAAAGCUUAAAGAGCGCCUUUCUUCCACCCUCUUUCCGGCUGCUGUAACAACAAACGAGAGUGAGCGUAAAUACGUUCGUGUGUGACGGACGGACGAACGAACGGGUGGUGCAAAUGAUGAUCGUGACAAAAAUAAAGCGAGCACAUUUAGUCAGUCUAUCAUUUCGCGUUUCAUAAAGAGGAUAUUUAAAACGGAUAAAGGCAAGAAGAUUUCAAUACGAAAAGAAGAAAUAAAAAAUAUUCGAACAAAAGAAAAGGAAAUUGAAUUUUUAGUGGAGGACAAUUAAUUAAAAUUUGCAAUAAUUAAAAAAUUCUUGAAAAUAAAAUAAUCCUCUUUUGUGGUGCUCUCAAACUCUAACCAACAAGUGUAAAAAAAGGAAAUCGACCACAACAAAAUAGUUCCCAUGCAUCUGAACCGGACCAACGGAUAUGCAUAAUAAACGCAAGAAACCCAAUAAAGAUUGCCGCCCAUAAAUAACGGUUACCCAAGUGUGCGUGUGUCCGAGUGUAACUUCCAACUUCCGGAAAAAUAUGUUUGUGACUCGAUUUGCAGCUACAUUAUCUGCACUUAACAAACACAUCUCAAGGAUGCCCCUCUUAAGCUAAUGAAAACUCCCCGCAACCCCCAACAGCCCAUCAGCCCCAUAAAAGAAACACCUGUAGUGCAAUUUUUUUCAUAUUUUCCUGUUGAAGAUUGUCCCCCUCCAGACAUCCUAUUCAAAUAACUGCUCUUCAGCUCUUGUGAAUCCGCGAGUGUUUUACGUUUUUCAUUUUUUUGUUUUGCAAAAGCGGAUAUCCGUUAAAUCAUUCUCUCUAUUCCUACAACACUGCUAAACACAAGAAAAUAUUAAAAAAAAAAAUAAAAACAAACCAACCAACCAAGAAGGAAAGCACGAAAGAAAAAAAAGUUCACAACGAAACCCCAGUGAAAUAGUGGUGCUAUUAUCAUUACCGAUAGUUAUUGAAUAAUCAGGCUGAGGCUCCCAGCUCUCUUAAAUAAUUUAUGCGGAUAUUUAUAAUUUGCAUGUUGUGGAAAAUUGAUCGUCGUCAAGAGACAUCAUCAUCAACAUCAUCUUUGCUGUCGUCUAGCUCAACAAUAACAACAACCAUCAUUUUUCCGUUUACGUUCCUGUCAUCCUCCACAAUUCUGCUUUCUGCUGAUGUUCCUGUUCUGCCCGGCUUCCAUGAAAGAAUAUCUUCUCCAUCAGACAUUACUACAUUCAGAACAAACAUUCUGUAUUAGAUUUGCAAAUAAAAGACAAACUUUCAAAACAUCUGGCAAUUGAAAAAAUCAAAAAAAAAAAAUUCCACCACAACCGCAGCCAACACCCGCACAACAAACAAAUCGAGCCCAACACGCUGACAAAAGGAAAUCUUUUGAAUGCCGCAGUUUCUGCACGCCAUCGUCAACUUAGUAUGAGAGAAAAAGAUCAUUCUCCAAGAAAAAUGCUUCCUAGCCCCAAACAAGGGUCGGUCUACCCGAUUUUAGGCUCCAUGCCCUACAACAGCAACAAUUUCAACUCGAAUGUACCUUAUGAUCUGUCAUCGCCUGCACGCAGCAAUAGCUCGACGGCGGCCACAGCCCUUACCACCGCCCUAACAGCAUUGUAUCAAACUCAAAAAGAUCUGAAGAAGGAGAGGAGGCGUGGCCAUGUGGAUCAACCCUUGGACUUGAGAUUGGCCCAUAAAAAGCAUGAUAGUGGCACGGCAGGUGAUGGCGGGACAGAUGGGGACUCCAACACCACCGAAAUGAUGGAGGAUGAAAAUAGCAAUCUGGUAAUGAUAACUAGCGGACAACUGGACAAGUCUUGUCACAACUCCGAAUGCAACAGCAAUACCAACACGAAUUCUCGGGUCCUGCAAGAUGGUGUGGCUGGCGAUAAGACAGUGGAUCUUCAUUUGUUGAGUGAAUUGAAUAAUAACAACAACAAUUUCCUGCUGCAAAACAAUCAAGCUCUGCAAGAACAGUUCGAAGCUCUGAACAGCAAAAAGAUGCUGAGGGUGUUGAGGGACCAAGCCAAAUCGUUGCCAACAAAUCUGGAACAACUGCCAUUUCCCGUAACGGCCCUACAUCCCACUCUACUCGAGACCAUAGCCAAAGCAAUGCCUCCUCUGCCCUACCGAAAUCUCUUCUUUUUGCCUCGACCAAAUCAGGCCAAUAAUCCAGCUGCAAAUGUAACAAAUUUCCCGUUUUUCUCCUCGCCACCGGCCGGUAGUCUAGGUAAGGAUGCGAAAAAGAAUACCACAACUGUAACGGCGACGACCACAACGCCACCCAUAGCCACAGCAGAUUCUAGCAUGACAGAUCUUAAAUUUGAUGUUGCCGCUGCCAGCGCCAAUAGAAAUACCCUUACCGAAAGCCUGGCCAAUUCGUUGCUGCUCAGUCAAAAUGGACCCACGCCCACCACCACCCCAAGCACCGGUGCCUCGGGUGCCCCACACUAUCGCCAAAAGAGACCUGCGGUUAAUCGUUCCAAUGCUCCAGCCGGGGCCAAUCAUCUGUACAAAUCAAAGGACCGUUAUACGUGUAAAUUUUGCGGCAAAGUAUUUCCCAGAUCGGCGAAUUUAACCCGCCAUCUGCGAACUCACACGGGCGAACAGCCCUACAAAUGCAAAUACUGUGAACGUUCCUUUAGCAUAUCGUCGAACCUGCAACGACAUGUGCGCAAUAUUCACAACAAGGAGAGACCCUUCAAAUGUGAAAUUUGUGAACGCUGCUUUGGCCAACAAACCAAUCUCGAUCGUCAUCUGAAGAAACAUGAAGCCGAUGCCGUGUCAAUGGGUCUGGGUCUCAACGAACGCAUACGUGGUGGUCUACGUCGUUUCUGUGAAAAUCCUGCCGAGGAAUCUUAUUUCGAAGAGAUACGCUCAUUUAUGGGUAAAGUCACUCAGUUGCCGUUGAAUUCAGCUGGCGCUGCGGCGGGAGCUUCCAAGUUGUCACUGAUGGAUCAUAGUACAACACCGCACUCUGAACCUCAUUCGCCGGGUCGAAGUUCAUCGUAUGCCCCCUCUGAUCCCGACUCAACGGCCAGUGGUCUGCGUAUUAUCAUUAAGGAUGAGCACAGUAAUCAUAGUAAUCAAUCGAAUGAGCAACAACAACAACAACAGCAAGGUAAUGAUCCACAACAACACCAGCAAUCUGGGCCUGGUGGAUCGGCACCAUCCACACCGCCUCCUAGGAACGAUGGCCACCGAAGUAAUCAGGGCUCCCCGUCUACAGUAUCGAAUAUUCAAACAAAUAAACUAAGUCCUUUUGAAUCGUCGCCCAGUAGAGAGUGUUCGGCAACAACCUAACAU
Molecule: messenger RNA, 3547 nt
Organism: Musca domestica (house fly)
Lineage: Eukaryota; Metazoa; Arthropoda; Insecta; Diptera; Muscidae
Product: sal-like protein 1
Exons: 2
Coding region: 1667-3544 (625 amino acids)
Biological process (GO): regulation of transcription by RNA polymerase II
Cellular component (GO): nucleus
Molecular function (GO): RNA polymerase II cis-regulatory region sequence-specific DNA binding; DNA-binding transcription activator activity, RNA polymerase II-specific
Source: RefSeq, a predicted model, not a curated record